GCCGAAUCCACACGGUGAGUGGCUCCUAAAUUAAAACGCUCUCCUUCUCUGCCUUGAUUAAGUCACUACUUUUACUUCUUUAUUAAUCGCAGCAGCAAUGGAGAGCAGCAGCAAAGUGACGGUGCAGGUGUUUUUCCUGUUGCUGGUGGUGCAGGUGACCCUCACCCAGCACUGGUCGUACGGCUGGCUGCCGGGGGGGAAGAGAAGUGUGGGAGAGCUGGAAGCCACCAUCAGGAUGAUGGGGACGGGUGGUGAGGUACCUCUUAUGGAAGAUCCCCGAGAUCCUGCCCUGGAGAGACUGAGACCAUACAGUCUGGUCAACGACGAGGCCGUUCGCUUCCAGAAGAAGAAAAGGUUGCUACACGACUGACAGAAAAAAAUUCUGAAAAGAGCGGGAAAUAGAGCGGUGCCUUGGUGAACACCCACAAUUGGUCGAUUGUUCCAGAAUACAGUUUUUUCUUUAUAUUUUAAUGUUUACUUUAACGUCAUCACUGUACGUCUACAUAGCUAUUGUGGAUCUGUGUAGAUCUAUCCCACAUGUAAAAUUGUAAAGACCUUAAUAAAAUGUUUAAAAGAC
This is a messenger RNA of Gadus morhua (Atlantic cod), 577 nucleotides long. RefSeq names its product gonadotropin-releasing hormone 3 (gene gnrh3). Gene Ontology annotation, molecular function: gonadotropin-releasing hormone receptor binding; gonadotropin hormone-releasing hormone activity. The record is from RefSeq and is a predicted model, not a curated record. The transcript has 4 exons. NCBI's taxonomy places the organism in Eukaryota, Metazoa, Chordata, Actinopteri, Gadiformes, Gadidae. Gene Ontology annotation, biological process: reproductive process; multicellular organism development. Bases 98 to 370 code for a protein of 90 amino acids. Gene Ontology annotation, cellular component: extracellular region.